UCACUCACGAAGACCCCACUGAGAUGAGUGUUUCAUCAUUGAGUAAAGAAAGGAGAUUUUGUUGUUAGCCUCUUCAGAAGCUAGAAAGAGAGAGAUAAUGAGCAAAAGUAGCGGUGAUGGUAGUGGGCCUUGUGGUGCUUGUAAGUUCUUACGCCGGAAAUGCAUUAAAGGUUGUAUUUUUGCACCUUACUUCAACUCAGAACAAGGAGCUUCCCACUUCGCAGCAGUUCAUAAAGUGUUUGGUGCUAGCAACGUUUCCAAACUCCUCCUUCGCUUACCUGUCCAUGAGCGUGUCGAUGCUUCUCUUACCAUCUCUUAUGAAGCCUUGGCUCGUAUUAAAGAUCCUGUUUAUGGCUGUGUUGGACACAUCUUUGCUCUUCAACAACAGGUGGUGAAUUUGCAGGCGGAGCUAGCGUAUAUUCAAGCUCACCUCUCAACCUUGGAGCUUCCACCACUGCCCAUGUCUCCAAAUCAGUCUACUGCCUGUGCAAGCUUCCAUGUUUUCUCAGAAAACUCACUACCAGCUUCUGGUACAUCAGCAUUGUUGGAUCCAAUGCAGGUACAAGAGAUAUUCGGAAUGGCAAGUUAUUGGAACCAAGUUGAUCAAGAUCCUAACAAUGGCAAUUUACCGGCAUUGGCACGAGAGUUUGUCUCUAAAUACUUGCCAGGAGGAAGAUUCCGGCCACCGGAUUCUUGUUAGAAUGUAAGCAAGUUGAGCCAAUUUAGGGACCAGCUAGUUCUUACAAGCCCCCAUUACUAAAACUAGUGCAACUCAUCUUAGGUCUGGUCCUUGUCAAGUUUGAUUGUCAAAGUCUCUGCACUUU
Messenger RNA from Telopea speciosissima, 824 nucleotides. RefSeq names its product LOB domain-containing protein 19-like. The coding region runs from base 98 to 700 and encodes 200 amino acids. The record is from RefSeq and is a predicted model, not a curated record. NCBI's taxonomy places the organism in Eukaryota, Viridiplantae, Streptophyta, Magnoliopsida, Proteales, Proteaceae. Gene Ontology annotation, biological process: positive regulation of DNA-templated transcription; hormone-mediated signaling pathway. Gene Ontology annotation, cellular component: nucleus. The transcript has 2 exons.